GCUUGCCCGGAGUAGCCAUGGCGGCCAUGAGCUUAUUCCUGCGGUCUUCGGUCACUGCGUUGGGACUGCUGUCCGGCCGCCGCGUGGGCACGCGACUCGGGCCCGGCGGCCUCCUCGCCCGCGGCCUUCCGAAGACUGACGUUUCUGUUCGACACAGUGGAGGCCAUGGGAAAAGACUGUUCAUCAUCAAGCCCUCUAGUUUCUACGACAAGCGUUUUUUGUCUUUACUGAAAUUCUACAUUUUAUUGACUGGGAUACCAGUAGCAAUUGGCAUAACUCUGAUCAAUAUAUUCAUUGGUGAAGCUGAAUUAGCAGAGAUUCCAGAAGGCUAUAUACCUGAACAUUGGGAAUAUUAUAAGCAUCCUAUAUCAAGAUGGAUUGCCCGUAAUUUCUUUGACUCUCCCGAAAAGAAUUAUGAAAGAACGAUGGCUAUCCUUGAAAUUGAAGCUGAGAAAGUGGAAUUACGGUUAAAGGAGCUGGAAGUGCAGGCCUUAAUGCGGGCGAGAGGUGACGGGCCCUGGUAUCAGUAUCCGACUAUCGAUAAAGCACUUAUUGAUCACUCUCCAAAAGCAUCUCCUGACAACUAAGCGGUUUUUCCUCCCAAAUACAAAGUGUGUUCUCUUUAGUGAAAAUAAAUGCAUCAAUACGUUCUGUAUGUUUGCUCUCUCUGAUGAAUAAAAGAGUGUCUGUCUUUGUCUUGUU
Molecule: messenger RNA, 702 nt
Organism: Echinops telfairi (small Madagascar hedgehog)
Lineage: Eukaryota; Metazoa; Chordata; Mammalia; Afrosoricida; Tenrecidae
Gene: NDUFB5
Product: NADH:ubiquinone oxidoreductase subunit B5
Exons: 6
Coding region: 18-587 (189 amino acids)
Source: RefSeq, a predicted model, not a curated record